AUGUCAGCGCAUCGUCUUGGCAAGAUCCUAUCUGCAGAUCGGAGAGACGAACAAGACAAUAGAGAGGCACGUUUUGUCAAGACCUGGACCGAGAAGCACAAACACGACCUUUCUACGUUAGAAUAUUUCAAGAUGCCGAAGUGCAAGACUACCAAAGAGAGCUCGGGUACGAGAAGGACCCCCCCCGUCACCCGGUCCUCUGGUAAAGCCAAUUCCUCUGCUUCAACCAGUACCCCGGCAAGUGUUACCCGCAGUGCUCAAACCGCGACGCCCUCAGCUGCGAAGCGGGCUACAGGGGCAGCCCCUAAGCAGGAGAUCAAACAGGAGGUCAAACACGAGGUCAAAAGGUCGCCUCGAAAACGUAACCCUUACCUGUCUCGAGCGGAGCUGGCCUGGGAGGCUGGCGCAUAUGAACCUCCCUCGCCAUCGAAGAAGCGGAAACAGGACGAUCCAACCGGAGAGUACAAAUUGAGGGAACGGAAGGACCAUCGUUGA
This is a messenger RNA of Filobasidium floriforme, 495 nucleotides long. RefSeq lists its product as uncharacterized. Lineage: Eukaryota; Fungi; Basidiomycota; Tremellomycetes; Filobasidiales; Filobasidiaceae. Bases 1 to 495 code for a protein of 164 amino acids. The record is from RefSeq and is a predicted model, not a curated record. The transcript is spliced from 4 exons.